GCGCGAGCGGCCUUCGAGGAGGGCGAUGUGGACGGCUCAGGAGACGUCGGCCUCUCCGAGUUCGUGGCGAUGACGUUCGACUGGAAGGCAGUCGAGGUCGAGGCGCUCCACACGAGCCUGCUGAGCUUCCUGGAAGGCCUCGACGCGGACGGCAACGGCGUGGUCGACGUACGGGAGCUGAGCGCCACUUUCGAGGGCCUACUCGACCCGGGCGAGCUGGCGGAAGUGCUCGGCGCGAUCGACCAUAGCGGCGACGGGCGGGUGUCCCUGGAGGAGCUCGCCGCGUUCUUGCGGCGCUGA
Messenger RNA from Prorocentrum cordatum, 300 nucleotides. Lineage: Eukaryota; Dinophyceae; Prorocentrales; Prorocentraceae. The record is from the annotation of a GenBank genome assembly.